Molecule: messenger RNA, 5064 nt
Organism: Diachasmimorpha longicaudata
Lineage: Eukaryota; Metazoa; Arthropoda; Insecta; Hymenoptera; Braconidae
Product: neuroguidin
Exons: 4
Coding region: 476-1384 (302 amino acids)
Biological process (GO): maturation of SSU-rRNA from tricistronic rRNA transcript (SSU-rRNA, 5.8S rRNA, LSU-rRNA)
Cellular component (GO): small-subunit processome; nucleolus
Source: RefSeq, a predicted model, not a curated record
UAAAUGAAAAAAUAACGAAAUUACGCAGUCAAAUAUGAGUUAUUUUCAACGACAAAUAUUGGACAUUUUUCUUUGUUUUUUUUACUCUUUUUUCCUGGACGCUUUUUUUCGGGGUAGGGUAGGGCGCCUACCAUCCAUUAGUAAAUAGGAAAGAUGGCAGCGGAUUAUUGCGCUUUUCCCACUGUGGAAAAGAAUCGGCAGACAUUUUUUUUAGAAGAGUUAAAAUUUAUUUCUAGUUGAUAAUGAAUUCCUCUAUUAUUUUCAUAGAAUUUUUAGGUUAAAUAACCAUGACAGCCUAUGGUUGCCAGUUUUAAAUCCAUAUUUUAGGGUUUUUUGAGGUUUUAGGGAAGUUUUGGGAACGAAAUCAUGAAAAAUCCGGGCUUGUAGAGUCCAGAAACUUUUUUGUAACAUUUUUUUUGAGGGUGUGGAAGAGAUCCAUAGUGCAGUGACUCAUGUUUUGACUGUAAUUUUCAAGAUGAAGGCAAUCGACGAAAUUGAGCAAAGGGACCUGCCUCAGGCCCUUCGUCUUCUGGGUGAGAUGAAUGCAAAUGUUCUACGUGUUAAUCAACUCGUGGAUAAUAUGUUAGUACGAGUGAAAAAUGGAGAAGUAUCAACUGACAAGGGCUUGAGCUUCCUGGAGAUAAAGUAUCACAUGUUACUUUCUUAUCUGAUUAAUCUUACGUACGUUGUAUUGAGAAAAUGUUCCGGGGAAAAAAUUGAGGGUGAUCCAUCCAUUGAUCGUCUGGUGGAGAUCAGGACAGUGCUGGAGAAAAUCAGACCGAUUGAUCAUAAGCUGAAGUAUCAGAUUGAUAAGUUGGUGAAGACCGCUGUCACAGGAAGCACCAGCCGUUCAGAUCCCAGUUAUUUCAGGGCUAAUCCAGAAGCCCUGGUAACCAAGAUCGAGGGCAGUGAUCAGGAGGAUAAGACUGACAGCGAAGAGGACGAAGGGAAGAGCAGUAAAGCCAGGAAGACUGGACUUUAUGUGCCUCCUAAAAUUACUGCUGUUCAUUAUGAUGGAGAUGAAACAAUGAUGGAAAAAUUACGUAAAGCUGGUGAGCGUGCACGAAGACGUGCAAUAUCAGGUGCUGUACUUCGUGAACUGAAGGAAGAGUACUUGGAUGCACCUAUGGAGGAUAUCCAGGGUGGUGAAAAGCAGAUUAGUUUAGGACGAGAAAAUAAACGCAAAAUUGAGUUUGAAGAGAACUACAUGACGCGUUUGCCAGUGACGAAACAGGAGAAACACCGCAGUCGCCAAAUUUCUACACUUGGACAGCUUGGUGACGAGAUCACGAGCUUUGGAGGAUCAUCAUCGGGUCCCAUGAAGAAACGAAAAGCCGCCAAGGGGAAAGGAAAAAAGAGUUUCAAGAAGAAACGACAUUAUUAAUUUUUUUUAUAACGACACUCGUCAAUCGUUUCAAGGUAAAUCAAAAAAACGCAAAAUCAUUUUUAAAAAACUUUGGUGAAACUCGUGCGCGAGACUUCUGGUAAAUACUCACGAAACUACUAAAUUAGAGUAAUUAACGGAAUAUAUUUAGAUGUAAAAAAUAGAUCGAGUUCAAAAAAUGAAAAGAAACAGGGAAACCGAACGUGUACCGUGAGAAACCCAGUUUAAGGGCGUUUUUGGUUUAUCCACACCAAUAAAACAUGAAUUCCUUUUUUUCCACCAAAUAUGACGUUCAAUGAUUCACAGACCAUCCACAAUGAUUUUUCGAUAGAACGACAUUUAAUUUUCAUUCGAAUGUUACGGAAUUUAUCGGUAAUUCAGUAGCCAAGUGGUAAAACAAAAUAAAUUGAUUCACCUCUGACUCUAGUUCUUGAGCAAUAACUCCGAAUCUAAGAGAGAUAGCAGACUUUUUGUAAUAACAUUUAUUGUUAUAUUCAAUUUGCUCCACAAAAACGUUCAUAACGAAAGUUUUGUUAUGAUCCCUGGAUUUUGAGAUAUUCAUCAAAACCAAUCAAUAGUCAAAAGUCACUUCUCUCGUUUCACCAUUUCGCUACUUAAUUUAUGAGUUAGAGGGGACUAAUGUAGGAAAAUUAAGGGAAUCGUUCGUCGACUGAAGAACCGUCAAACGGGCAAUUAAUACAUGGAAAAUAGUCGAAUAAGCAACAGUGGAACGAGGAAAAGUUCAACGUGCAAAACUAAAAAAAGAAUGAUGGACCAUUAAAUCUGCGAAGAAUUACAUUUUCGGUGAGACUUAUUUCAUACAAUAAAUUGGCAAUUCAGCAUUUCACUAUUGAUGUAAAGAAGACAGUAAAUUAUUGAUCAAAACAUAGGAUUCCCUGAUCAUUUAAUAAUUUGUUGUAUAUGCAGUCGACAGCAUUCCGUAACUUUCUCUUGACAAUUCCUUGUCCUUAUCAAUCGUGGAAAAGAUCCCAACAUUUAUUUAUUUAUAUUAUUAUUAUUAUUACUAUUAUUAUGUAAACUCUUAUCAGCUGAUAUCAAAUACAGAGAUUGUAACACGGUACUCGGCACAGCAGAUAAAUUACCUUUGAUUUAUUCCACUUUCGAUUUUCUGAUUUUUCAGCUGAAAUACUAAAAUGUUUUUGCUUCAAUUUUUUCAUUUAUUUUUAUUGUCAACUACAGAAGUAGAAACGGAACACAUAUUUUUGUGAUUGUAAGGGAACUGGGCAGAGAAUUACUUGUGGUUAUUCUAUUGAAAAAUAUCACAAUAAUUCCGACAUUUUUUAUAAAACACAAUUCAACAGUUUUGAUGGAAAAAAAUAUAAUUUUCAUUGUAUUUUCAUUGAGCGUAUCAUCUACAACCGCUAGACAACUACUAGAAAUCAAUGAAAAUUCAUUUCAUAUUCUGAUUUAUAUAUUGUUUUAUAUUGAUAUAUUAAAUAGUGUUGAGAGUGCUCUGCGUCCGGAAAGAGGAUCCGUCUAAUUACUCGGUUUCUCACGGUACAUUCCAAUUUUUAUGUCAUCAAAGAAACUACAAAUCCAUGCCAGAUAAAAUAAUAUUUGUUUUGCAUUUUUAAAUCGAUCUCAGUGGGAAUAAUAUGUUCAGGAUAUUCUGAAAAAGUGAACAUUCCCAUAAACUGAAACGCACACAAAUUUGUGAUUUAUUUACAGACAUGGAAAGACCGUUUGGAUAAUCACUUGAAGGGCUAAAAAUGAUAAUUAAUAACGCAUGUCUUAGGAUUUUAUCGCUGUUCUAGAGUUUAGGGAUAAGAGAAAUAAUAACGUAGUUGAUAGUUUAACGAUUUUUCGUACUUUACGUUUGAAAAUUUCUCUUCUGGUGAAAUAAAUAAAAUACACAAACAUGUUUGGGGCUACAUUUUCGGUGUCGUUGGUCAAGGAUACGAUUAAAUGAAUCGUGAAUUUUUAAGUUUCAAUUUUUCGUUUUUACUAAUUUAAGUUUUUGGUCUUUUAUCGUUGUUUUAGCAUUACGAGGUAAUUUCCAGGUGUAUUUAUCGUAUUAACAAGUAACGAAAUGAUAAAAAUGGAAAAGAUAAACGUGGACGUGUCAAAAUUCAAAAUUAGCCAAAAUAAAAGGGAAAAGUCAAAAUUUCGAGUAUAUUCUAUGUAUAAUUCUGCAUUGGUUUCAAAAUAUUUUGUGUCCUCUGGGUGUUGUGACGUGUGACAUUGAGAAACAAACAGUAACUUUUGCAAUGAAAUAAUAAUAUAAAAUCAAGAUUGAAAUAUCGGAAAGGCAGAAGUCAUGUUUGGCUCAAAAAAUGGCUCAAUUGGUCACAGAUAAUUAUAUUUUUUACAAAGUGUUCAUCGAAAAUUGAGCCGUCCAAAUGCCACACGCCAGAUCACCUUUGUUAAUCUGUGAAGACGAUUACAAUGUGAUAAAAGAAAAUGAUAAUUGAAAGAGUAACUAGGAAAAUGGAAAAAAUAAUAAUAGGGGGUUCGAUAUGAAUUCAACUUGAUCAAAUCUCUUGUGCAGUCCAUCUUAUUACCGAUCUUUCCUGUGGUUGUAAAAGUAAUGUUUUUCCAGAGUUCAAAUGUUUUCUGAUUUACUAUUUCGAUAAAUUUCUUCCUCCAAUUGGAAUUUUUUUAUCUAAAAACAAUUCCUCGAUCCUUUGACCACAUAUCCUAAAAUAUCUAGUCCAUUCAAGUCGCCAUGGCACCUACCAUCGGACUAAAAAUUUCAGUUGGAUUAUUUUGUAGAGUGAAAUUAUUAUUUUGGAAAAUACAAAUUGUCAGGCUCUGUGUAAUAUCAUCGUUGAGGGCAUAAAAAAUCAUUUUUCGAAAAAUAAUGACUUCAUCCUAGGGAAUAAUGGAAUUAAAAUUAUACUCUAACAGUAAUUGAUAUGAUCAUUUCAAAAAACCAACGGAGAUGUUGGAGUUAUCGUUUAUCCUAUUUAUGAAAGGACAAGCACAUAAAUUAAUUUAGCCACAUAAGCCAUCGGUUAACUUCAUCCAUAAGACUUUUUCCUCACUGGCCAAUGGGUUCGAGAUGGCAAAUUCGUUUCUCGUUUAUAUUCAACACUGGAAAGAUUGACAAUAUGAUCGGCGAUAGAGUUUUGAUCACGCUGAGUGCACGUGAAAUAUCUCCACGCAAAAAAAAUAAGUGGAAAAUCAGUCGAAGGUGUUUUAAAUGCCGGUGACUCUCUUCCACGAAAUCGGCAGUUACCGGCAAUUUUAUAUCAAAAUAAAAAUAAGUGAAGUGUAACGAAGAUCUUGAUAAACAAAUAAUGCCAAUACACGAGUCCAAGUUACUUAUUCUUCCACAACAGGGUUUAAUGCAAUUGAAAAAUUAAUGAAAAAUGAAUAAAAGUAAAAUGAAAAUGUUAUAGGUAAACCACAGAGAGUGGUUAAUAGAAUUGUAUUUUUUUCAAUAGAAAUGUAUGAGAAAAAUGCUACAAGAAAGUCAACUAAAAAUAUGGUAAUGAGUUGUACGAAUAUUGAAUCGUAAGUGGGUGAGAAACAUCCGAAAUAAGAUGAUGAGAAUGAAUUAAAGAAUGACCUUCCGAACAUAUCCGCUGUUUAAAUUGGUAUCAAAUGGAAUAAUAAACAAAUGAAAUAGUUACAAUAUUAAUUGAAUACUACCUCAUAUGAGCCAACUCAAAGACGAAAACAAAAAAGGAAAUAAAAAUGCAGAUGAAAAUAGUUUU